AUGAAGCAUUUAAAACCUCCGGAUCGGGAUCCUGAAGUGCCGGUGGCGCCCUCUAGUCUCCUUAGAAGUUUAGGAUUGGCCAGCGCGGUGCCGCAGGCGCGGCGCGGGCUUCGGUUUGACGAGCUUGUUUGCCGCGGCUAUUGCCGCGACACCAACGUCCCAGAGGCGGGGCUGGUGUCGGCGGAGGCGCUCCUUGGAGCUAUCUUGUUUCCACGUAACAAACAGAGCCCAACUUUAUCGGAGGUUGAGCCACCUAAACUCUGCCACGUAGUAGGGGAUCAUUCAGUUUUUGAAGUUCGUGGUGUAGUGGAAGGGAACCCUGGAGGCAAUGUUUCGUGGCUGGAGGGUUUUUUAGGGUAUCGGAUCCACCAUACUCAUAAAUGCCUUUUGUUGUUUUUCAGAAACCCAAAGCUUGUGGUGACUGAAAAGACCAUCCGACUUACUUAUCGUCAUGCUAAGCAGAAUAAAAAAAAUUUGCCAUGCUUUUUACUUGGUUCUCUCACAGUGGAUGAAGAUGAAGAAGGAGUGACAUUGACUGUAGAUCGCUUUGAUCCUGGUCGAGAAGUACCUGAAAGCUUAGAAAGAACCCCAACUGCUUCUCUUCCUGGGGACUUUAUAAUUCCAUGUAAAGUUGAAACUCAAGGAAUUUGUUCAAGAGAAUUGACAGUUCACAAUGCAGAUGACUUCACUUCAGCUUUUAAGGCGCUGCAGCACCAUAUAUGUAGCAAAGAUUCCUUGGACUUUGGUAAGCUGCUUUCCCUAAGAUCUCAUAUAACUUCCAGGGAAAGUUUGGACAAUGUGGAUUUUGACUUUCACUGGGCAGCAGUAACUCUAGCAAAUACCUUUAAAUGCACACCUGUGAAGCCUAUCCCCAUAAUUCCAACAGCCUUGGCAAGAAACUUGAGCAGUAGUUUGAGUAUUUCUCAAGUUCAAGGAACCUAUAAAUAUGGAUAUCUUACCAUGGAUGAAACACGCAAAUUAUUACUUCUGCUGGAAUCUGAUCCCAAGGUUUAUUCCUUACCAUUAGUGGGAAUUUGGGUGUCUGGAAUUAUUCAUAUCUAUAGUCCUUAUAUAUGGGCUUGUUCCUUGCGAUAUAUAUUCAGUUCUUCUAUUCAAGAAAGGUCUUCUCAGAAGUUACCUCCAGGGAAAAUGCCAAUAAAUGAUCAUGACUCUGGUGUUGAAGAUGAAGAUUUUUCUCCAAGACCAAUUCCCAGUCCUCAUCCAUUAAGUCAGAAGAUGUCUAAGAUCCAACCAUCAGUUCCUGAGCUUUCGCUUGUGUUGGAUGGCAAUUUCAUGGAAUCAAACCCUCUGCCUAAUCCAUUGGAAAUGAUGUAUAAUGAAAAUCCUCCUUUGUUGAUUAACCAUUCUGAACACGAGGAACCAAUUCAACCCCAACUUUAUGAUGAGAAACACAACCCAGAUGCUGAAGCUGAAGAGCCUUCCAUGAAAGGGCUACCAAAUCAAUUGAACCAAAGCACUGCUCCUUUGAGACACUGCAAAGUUAGACAGCGAGCUACCUGUAAGAAAGGGAAUAGCCACACCAGGAACAGUGUUAAGUCAUCUCUUAAUGGGGUAUCUCCUGAUACAUCUGAAAAACUUCAAGCAGUUUCUGCUGAAAAUGGACAAAGAGAAGAGUAUUCUGUAAGACCCUCCACAUUUAAUUCUAGGCAGUCUUCUUUUGCCUCACAGUCUCAUCCGCACAAUUUUCUUUUUUCAUCCCAUAAUUCAGGAAGACUGAUGGAACUUCAGAUACCUACUCCCCCCCCGCCAACGUACUAUUCCACAAAUGUUUGCAGUUGUUGUCAGCAUCAUGGCCCUAUCCCAUAUAGUCCAAUACAUUCUUGGCAAGGAAUGAAUACAGUAGGAUCCAUUCAGGAACUCCAAUGUGAAGCCUUUCAGAAGCAUUCAUUAUUUCAUCCAAAUGGAUGUCCAGCUAUGUGCCAUAAUGCAUUCUGUUCUUCAAGUAGUCCUAUAGCCAUGAGAUCCCAAGGAAACAUGGGUAGUUAUUCUCCCCACAAUGGUGUAGAACCAUCCCCUGUGGUGAGACUGCCUUCACAUGUGGACUCACGUAACCCACAACCUUGUGCAAUGUGUAUGCAUACUCCCAAGACUGGAUCAGAUAAUGGAAUGAUGGGACUAUCUCCAGAUGCUUAUAAAUACCUUACGGAACAAGACAGACAGCUGAGACUACUGCAGGCUCAGAUUCAGCGUUUAUUGGAAGCACAGUCUCUGCAGCCCUGUUCCCCUAAGACAGCCACUGUUGAAGACAGUGUAAGACAAGUGGAGUUGAUUUCCACGGAAGCACAGUCUUCUCCUGGCUUGCACAUGAGAAAAGGUGUAAGCAUUGCCGUGAGCACAGGUGCUAGCUUGUUUUGGAAUGCAGCAGGUGGUGAUCAAGAGCCUGAAACUCAGCAGAAGCAAGAUGAUACCAAAAUUUCCAGUGAGGAUAUGAAUUUUUCUGUUGAUAUUAAUAAUGAAGUCACAAGUCCUCCAGGUAGUGCAUCUUCAUUAAGAGCUGUUGAUAUUCCCAGUUUUGAAGAGAGCAACAUUGCUGUGGAAGAAGAAUUUAAUCAACCCCUCUCUGUAUCCAACAGCUCUUCUCCCACUGACAGGAAAGAACCUGAUGUGCCUGUGUUCCUUCCGAAUUCCCUGUUGACAGAGAGUGUAAGCAUGUGCUUACAGACUGGACCAACAGAGGGUGCUAGUAGCGACUCUGUGACAUCAGGGCAACCCUUGACUCAUCAACCAUCAGACAGCCAGAAAAUUUAUCAGGAUUUGUUGGGUCAAGUGAACCACCUUUUAAAUAACUCUUGCAAAGAAGCAGAACAACCAUCUACCAAAGCAGUAUUUAUCAGCCAUGAAUGUACCAGGACUCAAAAUGUUUACCAUACAAAGAAAAAAAAACAUGAUUUAGGAUUGGUGGACAAAGAUUGUGUUCUUAAUGCAACCCUUAAGCAACUAAGAAGCCUUGGAGUGAAAAUUGAUUCUCCUACUAAAGUUAAGAAAAAUUCACAUAAGGUGGAUCAUGCCAGUGUGCUGGCGCGCAUCAGCCCUGAAGCUGUGAUUUCUGGAUUAAACUACAUGUCAUUUGCUAAUGUUGGCAUGAGUGGUUUAAGCCCCAAUGGUGCGGAUCUGAGCAUGGAGGCAAAUGCUAUCGCUCUGAAAUAUUUAAAUGAAAAUCAGCUCUCUCAGCUUUCUUUCACUCGCUCAAACCAAAAUAACUGUGACUCAUCUUUUAGCCUUUUACAUAUUAAUACAGACAGAAGCACAGUGGGACUUAGUUUAAUUUCCCCAAACAACAUGUCAUUUGCAACCAAGAAAUAUAUGAAGAGGUAUGGACUCAUACAAAGCAGUGAUAAUAGUGAAGAUGAAGAGGAGCCUCUGAAUGACACAGAUAGCACGAGUAAACAUUUAAACCCUACGCCCAUACCUGAACAACUUGCUUGUCAGAAAGAGCCUUCUAGAAAUGCCUGUGAAGUAAUCAAUUGCUGUAACUCUGAAUCUGUGGAUACUCACCCAGAUGUGCCAGUACUGAGAAAUAUUACAAACAAGGUAGUUCAACCAAAGGCAGCACAGCAGUUGCGUGAUAAUCCAGCUUUCUUAUUAAAGAAUUUUAAAGUAAGUCCUGUGGUGAACCUCCGAACUGGUAAAGCAGAGUUUACCCAACAUCCUGAGAAAGAAAAUAAAAAGGACAUUCCAGUUUUUCCUGAAAGUUUGCAACAUUCUGAAACUCUAAAGCAGAUGAAUAGCAUGAAUUCAGUAGGCACCUUCUUAGAUGUAAAACGCCUCAGGCAGUUGCCAAAAUUAUUUUAA
Orycteropus afer afer is the source of this 3813-nucleotide messenger RNA. It is a transcript of the gene STIL, whose product is annotated as STIL centriolar assembly protein. Gene Ontology annotation, cellular component: centrosome; centriole. The coding region runs from base 1 to 3813 and encodes 1270 amino acids. Lineage: Eukaryota; Metazoa; Chordata; Mammalia; Tubulidentata; Orycteropodidae. Gene Ontology annotation, biological process: protein localization to centrosome; mitotic spindle organization; smoothened signaling pathway. The record is from RefSeq and is a predicted model, not a curated record. The transcript is spliced from 16 exons.